CGAAUGGGCCAUUGAAAUAAAUCGAAUCUGUUUAACAUUCCUCGGCAUUUGGCCAGAGAAUAACGAAACUAAGCAGAAAAAGUUAAUGUCGGACAUACGUGUGAUCAUAAUAUUAAAUAUAAUGACCUGGGCCUGCCUUUUUCCAAUGCUACAUUCAUUGCUGAAGAUUUACGAUGACAUAAUGUCAACAAUCGAUAAUUUGCAAUACACCUUACCGCUUCUAAUAGCCGUAAUAAAACUGUUCAUCAUUUGGCAAAAAAAAUGUGAUAUUCUACCUUUAUUAAACAUGAUGAAGGACGAUUGGUUGAGACCAAAAACGUCGGAAGAGAGGAACGUCAUGAUAAAACAAGCGCGAAUUGCGCGUAUUCUCACGAUAUUUAGUUGCUUCGUAAUAAUACAAGCAGGUGCUGUAAUGAUCUUGCUUUCCGUUUGUGGUAUUUCAAUGAGAUACAGAACGAACAGAACGGACUCAGGCAAAUUAUUGCUACUGCAAUCAUAUUAUUUAUACGAUGUAAGUAACAGUCCACUUUACGAGAUAACGUUUGGUCUACAAACCGUUAGUUUGAUACUAGCCGGCAUAAUGUAUACCUGCACGGAUACCUUUAUGAGUUUGCUGAUCUUCCACGUAUGUGGUCAACUUGAGAAUCUCAAAGCACGUAUUCGCAAUUUGGGUAAAUACAGUAAUUUUGCAGAUACUUUGUCAACCAGUGUGAAGGAUCACAUACGUCUUCUCAGGUUCUGUAUUUAUCAUACACAUUGAGUAUAAUAAAUGUUUAAUAGUAAAUGUCAGUUUUGUAAAAAUAAAUGAAAAGUUGUGCGUUUAUAGUA
Molecule: messenger RNA, 828 nt
Organism: Ooceraea biroi (clonal raider ant)
Lineage: Eukaryota; Metazoa; Arthropoda; Insecta; Hymenoptera; Formicidae
Biological process (GO): detection of chemical stimulus involved in sensory perception of smell; sensory perception of smell
Cellular component (GO): plasma membrane
Molecular function (GO): odorant binding; olfactory receptor activity
Source: RefSeq, a predicted model, not a curated record